This is a messenger RNA of Cottoperca gobio, 3373 nucleotides long. It is a transcript of the gene slc9a1a, whose product is annotated as solute carrier family 9 member A1a. The transcript has 13 exons. Gene Ontology annotation, cellular component: plasma membrane. Gene Ontology annotation, biological process: regulation of intracellular pH; proton transmembrane transport; sodium ion import across plasma membrane. The record is from RefSeq and is a predicted model, not a curated record. Bases 1 to 2421 code for a protein of 806 amino acids. Lineage: Eukaryota; Metazoa; Chordata; Actinopteri; Perciformes; Bovichtidae. Gene Ontology annotation, molecular function: potassium:proton antiporter activity; sodium:proton antiporter activity.
AUGCCUUCGAGGACAGGUUCACACAGGCCGGCUGGCAUCGGCAAGAGUCUAUCGGAGCGGGGACUGCUCCUGCUGAUAGUUUUGGUGCUACUGGAGGGCUCCGUGCUUCCACUCGGAGCUGCCAGCUCUCCGGAUAUCAGCCACAAGGAAGAUUUGGACAAGCACAAAGUGCCGGAGGAAAAUUACACUAAAAAGGCAUUCCCUGUGCUCGACCUCGAUUACCAUCACGUACAUACCCCCUUUGAAGUCUCAUUAUGGGUGCUUCUGGCGUCGUUAAUGAAAUUAGGGUUCCACCUGAUUCCUCGUCUGUCCGGUAUUGUGCCAGAGAGCUGCCUGUUGAUUACCGUGGGCCUGCUGGUGGGGGGGCUCAUCAAACUAGCUGGAGAAAAAGUCCCCCCAGUGCUGGACUCCAAAUUGUUCUUCCUCUGCCUGCUGCCGCCCAUCAUCCUCGAUGCUGGCUACUUCCUGCCCAUCCGUCCCUUCAUGGAGAACCUGGGCACGAUCCUGAUGUUUGCCGUCGUGGGGACCUUGUGGAACGCCUUCUUCGUCGGGGGUCUGCUGUACGCUGUGUGUCAGAUCCAGCCGGCCAAUCCAUCUAUCCUCCACAAUAUAGAGCUCCUGCCCUGUCUGCUGUUCGGCUCCAUCGUCUCCGCUGUGGAUCCUGUUGCUGUGCUAGCUGUGUUUGAGGAGAUCCACAUCAAUGAACUGUUGCACAUCCUGGUGUUUGGGGAAUCGCUGCUCAACGACGCUGUCACUGUGGUGUUAUACCACCUGUUUGAGGAGUAUUCAGGUGCUGGCACAGUGUCUGUGCUGGACUGUGUCCUGGGAGUCAUCUCCUUCCUGGUGGUUUCAAUAGGUGGCGUUCUAGUGGGAGCUUUCUAUGGGAUCCUGACCGCCUUCACCUCACGCUUCACCUCCCACACGCGUGUCAUAGAGCCACUUUUUGUCUUUGUGUACAGCUACAUGGCCUACCUGUCAGCUGAGAUGUUCCACCUCUCUGGUAUCAUGGCGUUAAUAGCAUGUGGAGCGGUGAUGCGACCCUAUGUGGAGGCCAACAUAUCCCACAAGUCCCACACCACCAUCAAGUACUUCCUGAAAAUGUGGAGCAGCGUCAGCGAGACUCUUAUCUUCAUCUUUCUCGGUGUGGCCACGGUGGACGGACCUCACGCCUGGGACUGGACCUUCGUCACCGUCACUGUCAUUCUGUGUCUGGUGUCACGGGUCAUAGGUGUGAUUGGUCUGACCUAUGUGAUCAACAAGUUCCGCAUCGUCAAGCUGACGACCAAGGACCAAUUCAUUGUGGCCUACGGUGGCCUGCGAGGUGCCAUCGCCUUCUCUCUUGGCUUCCUGCUGGACGAGAACCUCUUUCCCAUGAGAAAGAUGUUCCUUACGGCCAUCAUCACCGUCAUCUUCUUCACUGUCUUUGUUCAGGGCAUGACCAUCAAACCCCUGGUGGAGCUGCUGGCAGUGAAGAAGAAACAGGAGGCCAAGCGCACGAUUAAUGAGGAAAUCCACACCCAGUUCCUCGACCAUCUACUGACUGGAAUCGAGGACAUUUGUGGACACUAUGGACACCACCACUGGAAGGACAAACUGAACCGCUUCAACAAGAAGUAUGUGAAGAAGUGCCUGAUUGCAGGCGAACGCUCCAGGGAGCCACAGCUCAUCGCCUUCUACCACAAGAUGGAGUUUAAACAGGCCAUCGAGCUGGUGGAGAGCGGAGGGGGAAUCAAGCUGCCAUCUGCUGUGCCUUCCACAGUUUCCAUGCAGAACAUCCAGCCCAAGAAGCCUCCAACUGCCAAGCCUGCAGAGAGAGUGCUGCCGCAGCUGCCUAAAGGACGAGAAGAGGAGAUCAGGAAGAUCCUCAGGAGUAACCUUCAGAGGACACGAAUGAGGCUGCGCUCCUACAACAGACACACUCUGGUGGCUGAUCCGUUCGAGGAUGGUUUUGGGGACCUUCUCAUGAAGAAGCAAAAGAUGAUCGAGCUGGAGAAGAAGAUACAUGACAUGAAUAACUACCUGACGGUGCCUGCUGCUCCCCCUGACUCCCCGACCAUGUGUAGAGCCAGGCUGGCCUCAGGCAAAGAUACAGAUUUCAAACCCGCUCAGCAGCAUAAAGGGAACACAAUCUGUCCAGACCCACAAGCCUACAGCAUGAAGCCGACGUCAGACAGCGUGCCGACCAUCCACGUAGACCUGGCCUCUCCUCAGUCUCCAGACUCUGUCAACGUGAUGGAUGAGUUCAAACGGGCCAGCAAGAAGCGGGACGAAGAGGACCAGGGCCUGAUGAUGAGGCCUUCGACAGGCCUCAGACAUGCAGGUGAGGCAGAUGGUGGCAAAGAACAGCAGAAGCUGACGAGGUGCCUGAGCGACCCCGGCCCCAGCGCCGACGAGGAGGAGGACGAACCCUUCCUGCCUUGAUAUGGCAGACUGGACAUGGAGGGGUCGGGCUGCACCGGAGGAGAGAAGGCAGCUUCGAUGCUCUCCUCUAAAAUAUCUCUUUUGGUUCAGAAACCAAACAAGCCAAAACUGCUAAUGCUGUACGAAACCAGACACAAAAAGCAAAAGGAGAUUGUCUGAGGAGAGAGAGAGAGAGAGAAAAAAGAGCCAUUUGUUUCUUAUUAUCAUUGCUCUUUUAUUUUUUUAACACCGGAUCAGAACCGCUGCUAUCUGAGAGAUGGUGGAGUUUAUGGUUGAUAGUCUGAGACAUUCGGGAAAGAACUAUGCAUUACCAAAGGUUUGGACUGUUUUAGUGUCAGAUGAUGUCAUUUUAGUUUUAGUGUCAGACUGUUUUUCUUUUUGAAUGACAGGAUCAGCUGUUGGUUUUUAAGGUUUGUUCACGGUCUGUAAAACUACCUUACUUUGCGAACAUGCCGGGCCUAAAUGUAAUCGUCGAAGCAAACUGCUUCAAUCCAGUUUUCUUUUUCAAUCAUGACACUUUCAGAGUGUCGCUAGUUUGAAAUAUUUGGCCUUAUUUUUAUGUCAAACCUCUUCACUCGGUGCAUUUUUAUCUUUUUGUUUCAUUUUGUUUUUUUAAAUUAAUGUCAGGGGUGUUAACAUCUGUUAGAAAUCAGUUUGUUAUCAGUGUGCGUAGUUGUGCUUCCACACACAGCUGUUGUCUUAUGGCUGUGGAGGGAGACGCGUGGACACUAAGACUCCUUCGUGUUUUCUAAAGGAGUUUGGACCUACAAGCGUCGUGUUUGGGAAGACGGGGAGCAUUUGUAGAUGUUUUAUGUUUUACCUCAAUUGUAGAACACCCUUUAAAGCUCACUUAAUUAGGGCUCAAGUAGUUAUUGGUAGAUGCAGCUCUUAAUGUUGAUGCGAUAAAUAAGUGGCCAUCUAACGGUCACACUUCUCAUACUUUAAACUUUAA